AUGGUGAUUGGUUUUCGGCCUAGUGUUUGGGAUCCAACUUUGAUUGUUGGACAAAUAAUAUGUAUACAGUCAACUUUUUAUGCGUCAGAAAGUAUUUUAUUAAGUACAAGCAGCUUUUUUGGUUAUAUGGUUUCAUUGAGAGACAUUUUCUCCGCACAGGUAACUCCUCGUCUAGUGGUUAUUCAGCUCUUAGCGGAUUGCAUUUGCGCGUUAAUGCUUUCCCGCAUUGUUUGUCGUGCAAAACAGUGUCUUGACUUUACUUCAACUCUUCAUUUUUGGCAUAUUUUGGCUGUUAUAUUGUAUGAUAAAAUUCCAUUUCAGGCGUCUUUUUGGUUAUUACAAGUUUUCAGUCUAGUGAUCUCGACUGUACUUAGUGAAUACAUUUGCUUGCAGUUAGAAACUCGUGAAAUAUUCUUGUCCACAAACUCCAAAUAUGAAGUAUAG
Molecule: messenger RNA, 444 nt
Organism: Dracunculus medinensis (Guinea worm)
Lineage: Eukaryota; Metazoa; Nematoda; Chromadorea; Rhabditida; Dracunculidae
Source: the annotation of a GenBank genome assembly